Messenger RNA from Polistes canadensis, 2536 nucleotides. It is a transcript of the gene Ipk2, whose product is annotated as inositol polyphosphate multikinase. Gene Ontology annotation, cellular component: cytoplasm; nucleus. Bases 867 to 2243 code for a protein of 458 amino acids. Gene Ontology annotation, biological process: inositol phosphate biosynthetic process. Gene Ontology annotation, molecular function: inositol-1,4,5-trisphosphate 3-kinase activity; inositol tetrakisphosphate kinase activity. Lineage: Eukaryota; Metazoa; Arthropoda; Insecta; Hymenoptera; Vespidae. The record is from RefSeq and is a predicted model, not a curated record. The transcript has 6 exons.
AUCGGUAACAGUAGGAAUCCUUUCGAUCGUCGAUAAUGUAGGAUAGAAAAGUUAGAUUAAGAUAGAAAGAGAAAGAUAAAAAGAAUGAGAUAAGCGAUAAAGUAAAUAUAAUAGUUCGAAUGUAUAUCGACGGUAUGUGUCAUUGAAAUUUGCCCUCUAUCGGCGUGUCCUCGCGUUAAUUCGAUCAUCAGGUGUUUGAAAGAUUUACACACGAAGAAUAAUAGUUGUUUGCUUCAGCCUUUCCGUCCUUUUCUUAUUCUUCUUCUUCGACAAGUGUGUGCGUGUGCGUGUGCGUGUGUUUUGUUGUGUCGAGGUGCGUACGCACGCGUGCGUACGCAUAUAUGUAUGUGUGUAUCUCUCUUGGGAUUAGUUGAAUUAAAUUUAUUCAAAAAAAUAAAUGAAUUUUCGAAAGCGCGAGAAGAAAAUAAUAACAGGAAAAGAAGAGAAGAUUUCAAAUGACAUGAAAUAAUUUUAAAUGUUAUCGUCCAAUCACAAAUAAUCAGUUAAAUGGUAAUCAGUUAAUGGGACAAGUUUUUCUCCUCGAAUAUUAUUUAUCAACGAAAUAGAGAGAGAAGUACUUAAGUAAAGUAUAUCAACAAGAAAACAAAUAAGAAAUAAGACGUUGAGUUUAAAAAAAAAAUUAAAAGAAAGAUAGAAAAAAGGAGAAAAAAGAAAGAAAGAAAGAAAGAAAUAUAGAAAAGGGAAACUAAAAGGGGAGUUAAUGUUGAUAUCAAGUGGGACAAGGUAAAAGGAAACGAACGAACUAAGUUUUCUCGUCCUCUCGAUCUGAUCACGAACGUGGACGCGGAUGUUCUUACUUAUGUUUAGUUAAUUACGGUCGAUCCGUACGACGUAAUAUAAGUGCUAUGACGAGUUUAAACUCUUGCCCGGAUAAAAGUUCAUGUCAUCGUGAUGACUCCUCGAGGGAUGCUGAAUUGGAUGUUAACAAGUUGGAGAAUAAACUUCCAGAGGAACUAUGCCGCUUAAAUUCACAAGUUGCUGGUCAUUACUUUGAUAACGAAAAAAAUUCGAUAGGUAUGUUACGUACUCCAUUGGGUCGUGUGUUAAAACCUAUCAUUAAGCCUCAUCUCGGUGAAAGAGAAAUAACCUUCUAUGAGAAUUUAAAAAGCUCUCAAGACGAGACGACCUUGGAAUUGAGAAAUCAUGUGCCCGAAUAUUUCGGUACGACGGAAAUAUUAUACUCCGAAAAAAAAAUACAAUUCGUCGUCCUGCAAGAUAUAACAGAUGGCAUGGCUGAACCAUGCGUGAUGGAUAUCAAAAUUGGUAAACGUACGUGGGAUCCUUUGGCUAGCGAAGAAAAAAAAAUUAGCGAGGAGAGGAAAUACGCGCAAUUGAAGGAAGCUUAUGGCUUUUGUAUCACAGGUUUUCAAGUUUAUUGUCUCCCGAAUGGCGAGCUUAAGAAAUUUGACAAGAAUUAUGGCAAGAUGCUAACUCCCGAAGGAGUUGUCGAAGCAUUGAAGAUCUUUUUAAACGUGACACCACAAAGGCCAAAAGUGUAUCGUCUGCUGAUCGUCAAAUUAUUGUCUUUGCUUUGGGAGAUCCUCGUUAUAUUUCGUAAGCAAACAAAUUUUCGUUUCUAUUCGAGUUCGCUGUUGAUCGCUUACGAUGCUGGAAGGUUGCGUUAUUGCUUGCAUUUGGAAAAAGAGGAUAAGAAGGAAUUAUCGAGGUAUUGUCAACGUGCCAAAUCCUUUUCUUCAACAUUGUCCCCGACAAUGGAUAAGGAGAAGAAUUUGGACAAGGAUCAAAGUUGUUCAUCAAAAGAUACAUCAGCACCACCAUCACCAACACAAAGUGUAUCAUGUUUACGAAGAAAGGUUUUAGAAAAGACGCGAUCGUUGAAACGUAGCGUGAGUUUACAAUUCGGUAGUAAGGAAUGUUCGAGUUCUUUUGAAAAGGAUAAUACUACUAAGGAGAAUAAGAAAUUAUCACCCAUUUUAAAAAGAAACGAUUCCUACGAUCCAAAUUUUAAAGUAGAUAGACUGUGUCGUACCCAUUCACAAGUUCAUAAUUUCGAUCAGGAGUUAGCCAAUAUGAAGGAGGAUUACUUCGCACUUUUGAACGAACUAAGUAAUACAUCCGAGGACAAGAACAAUUGGGUCAGGGUGAACAUGAUCGAUUUCACUCACGUCUUUCCUGCACCAAAUGAGACCGCAGGCUUGGACUUCAAUUAUCUCGAGGGUAUUGGAAAUUUGAUCAAACUUUUCGAGACCUUUCUUACAUAAAAAGAAUAAAAAAAAAAAAAGACAAAAUUACGAGAAAAAACGACAAUCCAUCUUGACGUUUAAUAACACGUAAGAAGAAAAUAUUACGAUCAAUGAUCUAUAUAGAGACAUAUAUGUAUAUGAAUAUGUAUAUGUUUAUCAUGUAUUAUAUCUAUACUUGAUGAUCCUGUUAAACCAUUUUUUUAACGAAAGUCUAUACAAGACUGGAAUUCAUUACCUUUAGUUUCUUCUUCUUCUUCUUCUUUUUCUUUGGUAAAUAUGAGAUAUAUAGAAAGAGAAAAGAAAUGACUCGU